Aphanomyces astaci is the source of this 1972-nucleotide messenger RNA. RefSeq lists its product as hypothetical. Bases 25 to 1875 code for a protein of 616 amino acids. Gene Ontology annotation, biological process: phosphatidylinositol dephosphorylation. Gene Ontology annotation, molecular function: phosphatidylinositol-4-phosphate phosphatase activity. The record is from RefSeq and is a predicted model, not a curated record. The transcript has 9 exons. Gene Ontology annotation, cellular component: endoplasmic reticulum. Lineage: Eukaryota; Oomycota; Saprolegniomycetes; Saprolegniales; Verrucalvaceae.
CCGACAUCCGAUAACCCCACGAGGAUGAGCAGCAGCAGUCGACCAACGUCGACGGGCCGCUUCGAGCUGCAUGUGCUGUCGGACUUGACCCACCUGGCGAUCUCGCAGAAAGGCAACGAGCAGUGCUUGCUCUUGAACCGUAACGCCGCCACCACGGGGGCCGGUGUCGUCCUUGAAGACGUGUCGGAACUCAACCACGCGCAGGGGCGGAGUCUCACGUUCGACGCGAUCUUUGGCAUCUACACGUUGUUGCGGGGAAGGUACUUGGCGCUGGUAACCGGGUCUCGGUCCGUGGGGAAGUUCAAGGUGCGCGGCGCCGACGUGGAAGUACGCCAGGUCACAGCGAUCGAAAUGGUGUUGCUCCCGACGCAGCAACUCCCCCAUCUCACCCCCGCGCAAGUCGAGGACGAAGAGCGGUACAUGGCGAUGAUCACGACGGACGUGGAAGCGCAACUGCUCUACUUUGCGUUCGAGUACGACUUGACACACACGUUGCAACGCAUCACGACGUCGCUGUCCCCGACCGUGUCGAUUGCCGAGCGCGCCGACCCGCGCUUUUGCUGGAACUAUGCCGCGUGCUCGUUCCUGCUGGAGAAGAAGCUGUUUGCAUGGGUCGUGCCCAUCAUGCAGGGCUAUGUCGAAGUGUGCAAGCACGUGUCCAUCGCAGACAACAAAGCCACGUUCGACCUGCUCUACAUCUCCCGCCGGUCGUGUCGCCGCCAGGGCACCCGCUUCACCAUGCGUGGCAUCGACAGCGAAGGAAAUGUGGCGAAUUUCGUCGAAACCGAACAAGCGUUGUUGUUUGCCGACGGCCGCGAAACGUCGUUUGUCCAGAUACGAGGCAGUAUCCCAGUGGUGUGGAGCUCACCCGCGACUCUCAAGUACGCGCCCAAGGUGUUUCAGCGGGCUCAAGCGGACACGGACACGGCGGCGUUCCAACUGCAUGCGGAGGAAUUGAUGAAGCUGUACGGUCGCGUGAUCCUUGUCAACUUGAUCGACAAAAAGACAGAGCAGCUCAAGCUCGGCGAAGCAUUUGAAAAAACAUUCGGCCACGCGUCGACGCUCAACACGCACAUUCUGGCCAAUAUUCGCUACGUGUGGUUUGAUUUCCACCACGAAUGCCGCCGCAUGCAAUAUGCCAACUUGGGCAAGUUGAUCUCGCAAGUUGACGACGACUUUCAGGACUAUGGGUAUUUCUCCAAGUCAGCGUCCGGACAAGUGACGAGCACGCAGUCGGGCGUCGUUCGAACCAACUGCAUGGACAACUUGGAUCGCACCAACGUCGUGCAGUCGUUGUUUGCGCGGCGAAGUCUUCUGCUGCAAGUGGGCGAGUCGGUCCAAGGCAAUGUGCUGACGUCUCCAUUUGAAUCGUUUGAAAAAACAUUUAAAAAUCUAUGGGGCAACAACGCUGACGCCAUCAGCUUGUUGUACGCGGGCACGGGCGCGCUUAAAACCGAUUUUACACGCACGGGCAAGCGCACGACGCGCGGGGCGCUGAUGGACGGAUACAACUCGGUGCUGCGAUACAUUCUCAACAAUUUUUACGACGGAACUCGCCAAGAUGCGAUGGAUUUGUUGCUGCUGCGGUACGUCCCAUCGCGGCACAAGGCGUCGCCGUUUGGGUCGUCGGCUUCGUCCAUGCAAUCGUACUUAAUUGGGGCGAUGGGCACGACGGUGGUGCUAUUCACGGGUCUCGUGGCGUGGGAUGGCUUUGACGUAUUGUUUGCAUUCAACCGGCUGCUGCAUGCCACGGGCGCGGUCGUCGCCGUCGUCGUGCUGGCGUUUGGGUAUUUUGUUCGAAAAGGCUCAGACUUGGCGAUCGCGAACCGCCCGCUGUUUCGUCCAGAAGAUGGAUGUGCCACCACGUGGAAGUAAAGCUCCAACACGAGUUUUUCGCAGUUGAGAGAGAGACUGGCCUUUGUAGUGUCGAGAUUUAUUGUGAACGCUUGAAUACAGUGUGUACAUACAUCCA